GCUGUUUGAAAAGUCCGCUCUCGAGGCUCAUUCGCGGGAGGAAGCCUCAGCGCGCGGUUGGUGCGCUCCGCUCCGCUGGCGGCCGUUGUUUGCGGGGAUGGUCCGGACGAAGGCGGACUGCGGCGGGACCGGAGGAGCCUACCGCAAAGUUGUAGCUGCCCGGGCUCCACGGAAAGUGCUUGGCUCUGGUAGUGCUAAUGUAAGUUCGUCUCCUACAUCACGGAAAGCUGAGAGUAAAUAUGCUGGCGGCAAUCCAGUGUGUGUGAGGCCGACACCGCCGUGGCAAAAAGGAAUAGGAGAAUUCUUCACACAGUCCCCAAAGCACUCAGAGAAGGAGAACCACAGUUCAGACGACGAAGCAGGAUGCAGUGGAAUAGGAACAAGUAGAUAGCGUGUUCCCUGCUUCCCUAUUGCAGCACAAAUCAGCUUUGGAAGAUGACCAAACGGGACCCAGUCUCACCUCUUGCUGGCGGACCUUGCCAUGCUCCGUACCUUAUAAUGACAUUGUGUGUAACUCUGUAUAUAUUCUGAAUGUUUGCUUUGAAUAUAAAGGGCUUUACGAAAGUCCAGCUAGGCUGUUUUGUUGUACCAAACGACCCGAAACUUGAAUGACUGUUUAAAGGGAAUUGAAACCAGUAUUUCCUAAGCGCUUAACUACCAAUAAGCAUAACAAUGCUUGGUAAAUCAGGAGUUUUAUAUUAAAUGCAAUUUACUUCUUUAUGCACUUCCUUAAAAUCUUGUGCCCUAUGACUGUUAAUAAAAAAAAGUUUGUUAAAAAUAAAUAAAUAUGUGUUUGUAUUAA
Molecule: messenger RNA, 802 nt
Organism: Sceloporus undulatus (fence lizard)
Lineage: Eukaryota; Metazoa; Chordata; Lepidosauria; Squamata; Phrynosomatidae
Gene: PCLAF
Product: PCNA clamp associated factor
Exons: 4
Coding region: 98-391 (97 amino acids)
Biological process (GO): regulation of cell cycle; translesion synthesis
Cellular component (GO): nucleus
Molecular function (GO): chromatin binding
Source: RefSeq, a predicted model, not a curated record